Molecule: messenger RNA, 2785 nt
Organism: Dicrocoelium dendriticum
Lineage: Eukaryota; Metazoa; Platyhelminthes; Trematoda; Plagiorchiida; Dicrocoeliidae
Source: the annotation of a GenBank genome assembly
GAGAAUUGUCCAGUCACUAUCCAUUAAUGUUACUCUCUUUUAACAAACGCGCCGGCGCUGUCUCCAAAAAGUUGUGUGAUAAUCGCAAAUGAAAUCGGAUGAAAGUAGAAAGUCCAGUUCGGAAGUUGCUGAGCUCUUUAGCGCCAUUGCCCGUCGUGAUCCAUCUAAGCGACAAAUAAAACCCGUUAGUACGCCGCAGUUAAGUCUUCUUGAUGAAUGGGAAGAUGAAAGUGAUAGCGAAUUCGUCUGUGAUGAUCCGGAAGACAGUGAUGAUGCUGAUGAAAGCGUUUCGGGUAGUAGCCCUUCCUCUUCAAAUGGAGAGUCUUCUGGUUCUUCAGACGAUGUGGAUAAUUCUAGUGGAACUAGCUCUUGCGACGAAGCACCGAAGCCGGCAGUUUCUGAUACUGCCCAGUCCGCAAAUAUCGAUGCAACGUAUAAAUCUAUGGAUGUCGACAGUUCUAUUGAAUGCACACAUCAGGAUGCAUUCAAUGUCCAUGCCUGUCCGCUCUUGUCGAACAUGGAGUCAAUGGCACCUAAAGUUGCAUCGCUCAGCAAACCUUCUGUCGACCUAUUGGUAUGUCUGAUUUGCCUGGGCGACAACAAUGAUCCCAACGACGAGCUGAUCGAAUGCGACGGCUGUGGCAUUGUUGUCCAUGAAGACUGCUACAAAGUGAUCGAUUCGAUCUUCCUCUCCAGCGGUGCCAGCUCCUCAAGUACAGACGCCUGGUUUUGUGAACCAUGUUUGGCUGGUGAGUAUGCGCCGCACUGUGAACUAUGCCCUAGCAUCACAGGAGCUUUCAAACGAACAGACAACAAUCGCUGGGUACAUCUCUUAUGUGCGUUAUACACACCUGGAGUCGCUUUCAAUGAUCCGGAAAAUCUGAUGGAUGUUACCCUAACGGAACUUGCUCCAAAAGUUUGGUCUAUGCAUGAAUGCUCUCUGUGUGACGAGCGCUUCUUCGCUUGGACUGGUGUGUGCAUUUCUUGUGAUGCUGGUCUGUGCCGCACUUUCUUCCACGUUACUUGUGCACAAAAGCACGGACUCCUGUCCGAACCGGUAGUGGAUGAGAAUGCAGCUGAUCCGUAUUUUGCUCACUGUCGACAACAUACUGAUAAGACAAUUGCCCGCCAAAGACGGCGCAAUUACUUGACCGCCGCCAGCCGGUUGCGAUCAAAAAAUGAUGCCCACACGAACCGCAGUUUGAUCGCAACUAGUCAAAUGGGUUUGGAGCCUCGCCUUCAACGCAAACUGGAGCAUUUUCGGACUCUGUACUUGGAGUUACUCAGUAUCCGAGAAAAGCCUUACGGACCGUGUUUCCUCGUUGAGAACGGUAAGGAAUCAUUAGGACUUCAGUUUGACACGGUUUUUCUCAAUUGCACAUUCACCCCCAUUAGUGUACUAUUAGAGUCGGCCUGUGACUACUUUUUCGAUUCGCUGGAAGUUUCCGUCCAGUUGGAAGCCAUUAUACAGAAGCGUGCAGAUCUACGCUCCAAAUUUCUCCAGAUUCUUCUCUGCAUUCAGCACUUCUGUCCGGAACUAAAACCGUCGGUUUUCUUGGAGUCGGCGCUUGAAGAGUCCAAUCGGCCUUCUGAAUUGAACGUGAAGUCGAGAACAUCCAGUGCAAUGAGAGCCCACAUUCGAGACCAUUUGCGCCCUCACCGUGCUUUUGUUCCUCGUCAAUCGCAGCACAGGCCAGUUACAUCCGGCCCUACUUUGCCAAAGGGUGUCAAACGAACGUUGUCAACUUCCCGAUGGGUUGUAACUCAACCUACUCCCACUGUAGGAGUAGAGAAGCUUGGUGACGCGGCCCAUGUUGACGUGAAGAUGAAUCCGUCAUCCUCCCCCGAAAACGUCAUUCUAGGGUGCUCCAUCUGUAAUGGACUCCAGGAUCAGCAUCUAAUCACAAAGUGUGACACUUGUGGCAAAGGUUUCCAUUUGGCAUGCCUGGAUCCUCCUUUGCUGCGUAUGCCAAAGCGUACCAGACUCUAUGGCUGGCAAUGUUCAUAUUGUACUAAGGCGGUGGCUGCAAAUACCGAGGUGAUUGAAGUUGACGUCAACGCCCCUCGUCAAUUGCGCCGAUCUAUGAACAGUCUUUCGGGAUCGUCAGCUGCUACAGUUACUCAGCAAUGCAACCUCUCAAAAGCAGCUUCCCCGGAAUCUAAGGAUUUACAGAAGGAAAGCUCCGCUUCCCUAGCGUCGGAAUUGGGAUCACUCGAUUGUAGUGUACCAUCCGCCGAUCUGGAUUCACCCACUGUGGUCAUUCGGCGUCGGGGCCGCCCGUUAGGGAGCAAACGCAGCGUGGUUCAUUCUUCCAUGAGAACAUCAGAUCGCUUUAGAAGCCCCGUGGCCCGUUCUCGAUGCUGUCCUGCUCGUAACCGAUCUUCGGGGCGUCGCCCUGCUGUUCCUCAUUGCAAGGGUCGGGUACAACAGCCUCAGUCUCCUCAUUCCGCUUCGGUGUCACCCGGCACACAGCUGUCAACACAACCUACUAUUCUGGUCACUCAGCUGGAUCAAGCUCCUCGAUCGAGUGGGUUGGAGGCUGGGAAGUUUGAUGCCUAUGAAUAUGUCGCUAAUGUGAGCUCAGAUGAUGACCUGUCUCAUCGACACACUUCGAAAGUCAUCAAAUUUGUACAGAUUCGUGACCACAAUCAAAACGGUGAUUCUGAUCCUGUUGAACAAAUCGCCCCGCUGCACAUGCGUUACAUGAUCUGCCGGGAUUCCGUUGGGUAUAACCAAAAGAAAUCGAUUGCGGAACGAUUUCGUAUGCGGUUGAAGAAGCUAUGA